Molecule: messenger RNA, 768 nt
Organism: Closterium sp. NIES-65
Lineage: Eukaryota; Viridiplantae; Streptophyta; Zygnematophyceae; Desmidiales; Closteriaceae
Source: the annotation of a GenBank genome assembly
AUGGCUGGGCUCGUUGUCUGGAGAGCCUCUCCCUAUCUACCACUCUCGCCCAUAUUUUCUUUCCUGUCAUUCCAUCACCGUGCCAUCCCACCCCUCCCUCUCUCACAGCUGUCCAUGCAUCACAUUCGGCCAGAACAUGGCCAUGGCUGCUGUCCAUGCAUCACAUUCGGGCAGAACAUGGCCAUGGCUGGGUUCGGCAGCUGUGCCCCCCAGGUACGCCGGGUACCCCAGGUGAGCUCUUCCAGGUUUGCUUUUGAGUCGACUCAAAAGCUGUGCCCCCCAGGACGCCAGGUAUUCCAGGCCCUCAUCUACUGUGCUCUCACCUGGGGGGCAUGCUCCUGCGCGCAGCUCACAGCCCUCUGCUCCACUCCUCAAGUUUCCAUCCCCUCUUUCCCCCGCACUCCAGGAAAGAGGGCCCUCAUCUACUGUGCUCUCACAUGGGGAGCAUGCUCCAGCGCGCAGCUCAUAGCCCUCUGCUCCACGCUCGACUUCGCCCUCAUUUACUGUGCUCUCACAUGGGGAGCAUGCUCCUGCGCGCAGCUCAUAGCCCUCUGCUCCACGCUCGACUUCUUCUCAUCCCUCGGCAUCCUUCUCUACUGCCUCGGCACCUCUUACCCCGCGCGCUUCCGCACGCAGUCACGCCGGCGAUUCAACAUCCAGCUCAUAGCCCUCUGCUCCACUCUUGACUUCUUCUCAUCCCUCGGCAUCCUUCUCUACUGCCUCGGCACCUCUUACCCCGCGCGCUUCCGCACUCAGACACGCCGGUGA